AAUGCUUGGACGUUAUGCUUCUUAUAAAAUUCAAGUCGAUCAAAAUAUAAUAUGUAGAAGGUUCAAUGAUUUUGUUCACUUUUAUGAGGCAUUACGUACUAAUUAUCCUGGAGUAUUUGUACCUAGACUCCCUGAAAAAUAAGCAAUGGUAAUUCUUUUAUCAAAAUUAAAGGGAAAUCUUGAAGAAGACUUUCUUCGAGUCAGAAGAAGAAUGCUUCAAUAUUUCUUGAAUUCAAUAUUCAAAAGAAAAAUCUUAUGGAAUUCACCAGAAACAAAAUAAUUUCUUAAUGAACAGAAUUAAACUUUGAUUCCUAUAAACAAUGAAAGUAAAUCAUUAGAAGAAAAAUAUCAAACUAAUCUUCCUGAAUGUUCAAAUGUAAACAAUAUAAUUAAUUGAAGUUAGAAAUUACAUUAGAUAUGAAAUGUUAAUUUUAUGAUUUUUAAUCAUUCGUAGUAAAAGCAAAGCCUAUGAUAGAAAACUUUAAAAAGAUGUGCAAUAAUUAUGUGAUUGCAAAGACAAAUUUUAAUACAGAAAAACUUAUAUUUGUGAAUUAUGUACUUCCAGAGUUUGAAAAGAAUUUAUUAUUUAAAAGUGAUAAGAAGUUUUAUGAUAAAAUAAAACCUUUAGAUUUGAUGAAGAAUUAAAGAUAUGAUUAAGCUCGUAAAUUUUAAAGUGAUUAAAUUUUAAUUGAUUUAUGUAUUUUGGAAAAUGAUAUAGAGGUUAUAAUAUUCAAGAAAUAUAUUAGUCUCAUUUAAUUUAAUUUGAAUAGAUAAGAAAGUGGGAAGAUAAAAUCAUAAAAUAUGAGGAUAAAAUUAGAUAAUCCCAAUUAGAUUUAUAAUAAACUAUAAAUAAUUAAAGAAAUGCAGUAGCAAAGUUAUUUUUUGGAUCAAAAGACAAAGAAAUAUUAAGAUUAUAGAAUUAAAUUGAAUAAGUAUUUGUGUAAUAUAUUAUAUUUUUAGUAUUCUAAAACUAUAUAGGAUUUAAAGGGAGUAAUCAAUAUAACAAUGGGUUAAGUCUGUUUAUUUGAGAUUCCUGAUUUCAUAAAGGAAAAGGAACAAAAUCUUUUUAAAUUAAUAAAACUUAUAGGAUAAUUGGAGAUGGAAUAGAUCAGUAUAAUAGGAGAAUAUUGGUAAAACAUUUUGGAUUCUCGUUUAAUAUCUUAAAUUGAAUAAUAAUAAGCUUAUGACUCAGUUAUAAUAAUUGAUUAGAAAUAAUAGGAUUAAGGUUAAUAAAUAUAAGUAGAAGAGAAGAGUGAGAAUUAAGAAAAUAAGAGUAUGGUAAUAUAAUAGGAAUAAGAAUAAUAAUAGAGUGAAUUAAAUUGA
Messenger RNA from Paramecium pentaurelia, 1323 nucleotides. The record is from the annotation of a GenBank genome assembly. NCBI's taxonomy places the organism in Eukaryota, Ciliophora, Oligohymenophorea, Peniculida, Parameciidae.